CAUUCGGUGUUUGCCCUCCGUAGUGUUAAGAGGUAUCUGAACAUGAAGUGGGUUCUGUUACUAUUGGUGGCACUUAGUCUGCGUUUUCGAACGGCUGAUUCUGUCUACGACUACUUCCGUUUGCCGACGGCUCUGCGACCCCAGAAGUACGACUUGCGCAUCCUGACACGACUGGAAGAUGAAGGGAAUCUCAGUUUCAACGGAACUGUGAAAAUCAAACUAGAAGCAUUGCAGAAUACGAAGAACAUAACCCUUCACUCGAAGGAUCUGGAGAUAGAUGAGGCUCAGAUCACUCUUCGCCAAGUUAGUGGUGAAGGGUUGAAGGACAACUGCGUGUCUUCCACUGAGGUUAAUCCCAACCACGACUUCUAUAUUCUCCACACCUGUCAAGAAUUAGUGGCCGGCCAUGCCUAUGAGUUGGAGCUGCCCUUUUCAGCCGAGUUACAGGAUCAACUGGUGGGUUAUUACCGAAGCUCAUAUGUAGAUCCAGUGAGCAAUGAGACGAGAUGGAUCACUAUUACACAAUUUGAACCAGCCUACGCUCGAAUGGCCUUUCCCUGCUUCGAUGAACCUGGCUAUAAGGCAGUCUUCGACAUCACCUUGGGCUACCACAACAAGUUCACAGGUCUCAGCAAUAUGCCAGCAAAGGCAACUAAGCCACAUGAAUCUCUCCCUGAUUACGUAUGGUCUGAAUUUGAAGAGUCUGUGCCCAUGUCCACCUACCUGGUGGCUUAUACCGUUAACGAUUUCACUCACAAGUCUUCGACUCUGCUAACAGGCCCCCUUUUUCGCACCUGGGCAAGACCCAAUGCCAUCGAUCAAUGUGAUUAUGCCGCAGAGUUUGGACCAAAAGUACUCAAGUAUUACGAGCAGCUGUUCGGCUUAAAGUUUCCGCUCCCGAAAGUCGAUCAGAUCGCUAUUCCAGAUUUCAAUGCCGGUGCCAUGGAGAACUGGGGCCUGGUGGCGUACUCGGAGAGUUCACUAUUGUACUCCAAAGAGUACACGUCGCAGGAAAAUGAGAAGGAUAUUGCGAGCACGGUGGCCCAUGAGUUGGCCCACCAGUGGUUCGGUAAUCUGGUCACCAUGAAUUGGUGGACUGAUCUCUGGCUCAACGAGGGAUUCGCUACUUAUGUGGCUGGUUUGGGUGUCGAAUACAUUCAACCGGACUGGCGUUUUAUGGAACAAGCGACAAUGUCCAGUCUGCUUACAGUUUUUCGAAAGGACUCCUUUAAUAGCAGUCACCCCAUAUCCAGGCCAAUUGAAAUGGUUUCAGAAAUUUCUGAAAGCUUCGAUGAGAUCUCUUACGAGAAAGGAUCAUCAGUGAUCCGCAUGAUGCACUUGUUCCUGGGUGAAGAGUCAUUCCGCUCUGGCCUGAAAUCGUAUCUAGAAAAGUACGCUUAUAAGAACGCCGAACAGGACAAUCUUUGGGAAUCCCUAACUCUGGCGGCUCAUAAAGCUGGUUCCCUGCCUAAGAACUACGACCUCAAGACAAUUAUGGACUCGUGGACUCUGCAAACGGGAUAUCCCAUGGUCAACGUGACACGAAACUACACGGCAAGGACUGCGAAGCUUAGCCAGGAACGCUACCACCUGAAUACCGAUAUAUCUAGGGAACACCGUCGUGAAUGCUGGUGGGUGCCACUAAGCUAUACCAGUCAAGAGAAGAAGGACUUCAACAACACGGCACCCAAGGCGUGGUUGGAAUGCGAUAAGAAUGGGGACAGUCUCCCGAAAACGAUUAGCGACCUUCCAGGACCCGAUCAGUGGGUAAUCUUUAACAACCAGUUGUCAUCGCCGUAUAAGGUAAACUACGAUGCUCGGAACUGGAAGCUUCUGAUCGACACAUUGAACAGCGAAGAGUACCAGACCAUCGACGUGGUCAACAGGGCUCAGCUUAUCGAUGAUGUUUUGUACUUCGCCUGGACAGGAGAACAGGACUACGAGAUCGCCUUGGGAGUGAUCAAUUAUCUGCAGAGAGAGCGAGAGCUUCUUCCUUGGAAAUCGGCUUUCAACAGUCUUAUGACUGUUAGUGACUUUUUCCGAAAGCUGCCGAACUAUAUGUAUUUUAAGAGCUAUAUGAAGAAACUGAUCACCCCGAUAUAUGAGCACUUGAACGGCAUCAACGAUACGUAUUCCACGAUCCAACAAAAGGAUAAGGUCACUCUGAAGGGAAUGGUGGCGAGUUGGGCGUGCUCAUACCAGGUAUCCGAUUGCGUAGAUCAGGCGUUGUCCUACUUCCGCAGCUGGCGAGCGGAAGCCAAUCCCGACGAGAAUAACCCGGUGCCACUUGGGGUGCGUGGCAAUGUGUACUGCACUUCUAUCGAGCAUGGAAGUGACGAGGACUGGGAGUUCCUAUGGACAAGGUACGAGAUGGCAAACGUGGCUUCUGAAAAGGAGACCAUUCUUAACGCCCUGGCUUGCUCGAAGGAGGUGUGGCUGGUGCAGCGCUAUCUGGAAAGAAUCUUCGUCCCAAAUGGGGAGAUCCGCAAGCAAGAUUCGGUCUCUGUUUUCCAGUCAAUUGCCGCCAAUGAUGUAGGCUUUUUGCUGGCCAAGAAGUACUUAAUGGACAAUGUGGACUCAAUCUCAAAGUUCUUCCAUCCUCAGUUCGAGGCAAUGUCCGACAUUAUGAAGCCCCUAUCCGAACAGAUCUUUUCCCGCAAAGACUACAACGAGUUCAAAACCUUUAUCUCCAAUUCAAAGGAACAACUCAAGGAUUUAGAUCAGGCGAUCGACCAAACGUUGGAGCAAAUCUUAACCAACGUUCAGUGGAAGGAGCGAAACUAUCAUCAAUUCACCCGAGCCAUUCAAAGGUUUUUAGUCUCUAAAUAAGAGUUUUCUUGAAACUGAUACCCAUUGGUAUCCUUAAAAUGAGUUCGUCUAAUUGUUUUCAACUUUAACUAAAUUCAAAAUUACCCAUACGCCACGUAAUUCUCAUGAUUAAGUCAUAAAAUCUGUGCUUUAAAAUUGAACUUUUCGCUUUCAGUCUUCAAUCUCUAUUCUGCUAAGUAUAGGUUCUGUUACUUCAAUAAAUACAAAUUAAUAGUAAUAAAUAAGUGAAAAGAAUAAGACCCAAUUUAGAUAUAUUUAUUGUCAAUUUUGGUAAGUAUCCGGUAAUAAUCGCUGUUCUGGUAAAACAAAGAGGAAGCGGAACAAAAAUGUAUAAGCAAAUAUAUGCUAGCUAUUAUUACGUCAUAUGCUUCAAUCGUUCCGAUUAUUUUGUAAUCUUUCCUAGAACUACAAGUACCGAAGUUCAUAAGUUCAAAACCAGUACAAGAAGAUAAGGUACAUUUUCAUUAACAAAAUUUUUAGAAACGUUUUGAAAUCGUCUUUAAUUCUUGGCAUGAGGUUAGCUUAGGAUGAUUCAUUUUAAAGGGAAUUGUGAUGCUGGUGAUAGUGACGCUGAAGGCAGACCCAACG
Molecule: messenger RNA, 3417 nt
Organism: Drosophila eugracilis
Lineage: Eukaryota; Metazoa; Arthropoda; Insecta; Diptera; Drosophilidae
Product: aminopeptidase N-like
Exons: 7
Coding region: 43-2829 (928 amino acids)
Biological process (GO): peptide catabolic process; proteolysis
Cellular component (GO): cytoplasm
Molecular function (GO): peptide binding; metalloaminopeptidase activity; zinc ion binding
Source: RefSeq, a predicted model, not a curated record